Molecule: messenger RNA, 780 nt
Organism: Paramuricea clavata
Lineage: Eukaryota; Metazoa; Cnidaria; Anthozoa; Malacalcyonacea; Plexauridae
Source: the annotation of a GenBank genome assembly
AUGGCGGUCGGUUUAAUUAAUAGGCUCUUGUGCCUUUUCCUAAUUGCUGCUAUUUUAAACAAUAUUUUAUUUGACAAAACAGCUUUACAUGGAUGUAAAGCAUUCUUCUCUACGAUUGUUCAUAGAUUGCAAGCGGAUGGUUUGAUUUCAGCAAAUUCUUGCAAUAUAUGUUAUCUGCCUGGGAAUCGAGUCGUCAUGCGAAAGCACGGUAUUGAGACAGAUAAUGAUGCAGGACUAUUUGCGAUGGCUAACUUAACAACGUUACGAUUUACUAACGGGACCGGAAAGCAUAUAUUGUGUGAAGAAACGUUAGAGUUCCUGCAUUCACUGGGCAAAACUCAGAAUAUCCAUGGCCAAGAAUUUGACAACGAUUUGAGCAAGAAUGAAAUUCAUAUUUGCAUAAUAUUUAACACGGUUGGACGCACACAGAAACAAACAUGUUGCUUCUUUCAUAUUACGUGGAAGCUAAAAACUACCGUGUCUCUGCUAUUAAAACUCAAGCGACAGAAGAAGCCUGUCGCCUAUUACAGCAACUCGUCAGCGACGCGAAGGCUUGUACUGAGUGGAGAUAUCGAGGAAAACCCGGGCCCAAUUCAAGAAAGGAAAACCGUUGAAACACCAGCCGUACAAAGAACUAAAAUAAACGCCAAAUGUCCAAAUUGCACUAAGACCAUUCAGUCAAAUCACAAGAGAUCCCUGUGUACCGUUUGCUUUGAUUUGUACCACGCAAAAUGCACUAAUCUUAAGGGUAAAGAAUUGAGAAACACUCUUAUGUCCUAA